AUGUCAUUCCAACGUCCUCAAACACUAUUCAAACACAACUUGCUUAGUUUUACUAAACGAUUCAACUCACAUAAACCAAACAAUGGACCCAAGAUUCCAAAACCACCCCGUUAUUCACCUCAAAACCAACAAAUCCUCAAUGAUUAUAUGAUUCCAGGACCAGCAUUAAAGUUCUUCAAGACAAAAAGAACAAAAAGAGAACCGAAACAGAAGAUAUGGCAAGCAACAAGACAUGAUAUAGAGCAUAUCUAUACAACACCAGCAAGAUCGAUCAACUACAACGAAUUUGAUUCUGCACCCACUGUAAUUCAAGAAAGACUGGCUGAACGUAUACAAAGAGCCAUCACAACCAUGUAUUCUACUGAAGUAUUACCCUCCAAAUGGAUCACAUUAAGCCAUGUGUCUAUUCGAGCAGUCAAAGUAUCCAGAAACUUGAGGAAAUGUAGAGUAUUGUAUGAACCUUUAUCUACCAAGAAAUCAGAAAGGGGACACAUACACCGUGCAUUACAAGACUAUACCCCUUUGCUCAACAGUAUGAUUCGAUCUCAUGCCCAUAUCAGACACCCUUUGUCAAUCAAAUUUGUACCCGAUACACAAGCAAAAGAAUUAGAAGAUAUCUUUGAGCGUUUAUUACUCUAA
Molecule: messenger RNA, 639 nt
Organism: Gilbertella persicaria
Lineage: Eukaryota; Fungi; Mucoromycota; Mucoromycetes; Mucorales; Choanephoraceae
Exons: 2
Coding region: 1-639 (212 amino acids)
Biological process (GO): rRNA processing
Source: RefSeq, a predicted model, not a curated record